Molecule: messenger RNA, 3725 nt
Organism: Solenopsis invicta (red fire ant)
Lineage: Eukaryota; Metazoa; Arthropoda; Insecta; Hymenoptera; Formicidae
Gene: Fsn
Product: F-box/SPRY domain-containing protein 1
Exons: 4
Coding region: 88-852 (254 amino acids)
Biological process (GO): synapse assembly involved in innervation; proteasome-mediated ubiquitin-dependent protein catabolic process
Cellular component (GO): SCF ubiquitin ligase complex; synapse
Molecular function (GO): protein binding
Source: RefSeq, a predicted model, not a curated record
ACAUGCGCGUAGUUUGUGACGUUAACAGACGGUGCUUCUGUGCCCGCGUAUGUUUACGCUCGUUCCUUUCGAGACAGACCCGGCAAAAUGGACGAUAUAGCACUGCGGGCGUCUGAUCAUGUUUUAGAGGUGAUAUUCUCGUAUCUGGACCUGCACACGCUGAGGAACUGCUCGCUGGUGUGCAAGCGGUGGUAUCGCUUCCUCAACGACGAGAACAACGACGUGUGGCGAAUGCACUGCAUAAGAAAGCUCGCCCAGGAGGCCCUCAGCUCCGACUUGUUGUCGUCGGUGCCCACGUACAAGUCGAAGCUGCGAGCGUUCUAUCACGCGUGGAAUCCGAACGAUUGUUCGCGGAACGUUUACAUAAAACCCAACGGAUUCACCCUGCACAGAAAUCCUGUAGCGCAGAGUACAGAUGCAUGUAGAGGCAAAAUAGGCUUUCGACAUGGACGUCAUGCCUGGGAAGUUAUCUGGGAAGGACCAUUAGGAACAGUAGCGGUAAUAGGAAUAGCCACUAAGGAAGCACCCUUAUUAUGUCAUGGAUACGUAGCAUUGCUUGGCUCCGAUGAACAUUCCUGGGGCUGGAACCUUGUCGAUAAUCAUUUGCUACAUAAUGGGGAUCCACAGGGAAAUUAUCCUUUACUCAACAAUGCUCCAAAAUAUCAGGUUGGGGAGAGAAUUAGAGUAAUUUUAGAUUGUGAUGAUAAUACGUUAUCUUUUGAGAAGAAUUAUGAAUUCCUGGGUGUCGCUUUUAGAGGGUUACCAGAUAAAAGAUUAUAUCCAUCGGUAUCGGCGGUUUAUGGAAAUACAGAAGUGUCUAUGGUAUAUUUAGGACCACCAUUGGAUGGCUAACACAUUAUAUUAAAAAGAACAUAUCCUCAAAAAGCUCAUUUGAGGCUGUACAUUGCAUUCUUAAUGCCAAGUUUUCUGCACUAUACCGAAAUUGUCUACGUUUAAGUAGAAAAAGCACACGAUGACAAACUGUACAAUAUUUACAGAGUAUGUGUGCAUAUAGAUUACUUGGUCGAUACUGUAAAUAAUAGAAAUUUUAUUUUACUUAAUUGCAAAAUUUACAUUUAGUUUAAACGAUUAAAUCAAUCACUUGAUUGACGUAAUUGUAUAUGUUAUACAUGGAAGUUUUAAGUGACAUUAGUUUUCAAAUUAUUAUAUACAUUAUAUUUAUCAAAAUGUUUUAAUUAUUUAAUCUAUUUUAUUUUUACUAAAAUAUUUUUGUCAGAUGAGAUGCUACAAAAUUACAUUACAUUCAAAUAAAAUUGGGAAUUAAUCUACAAUUAAAGUACAUAUAUAAAUUUGUUAUACUUAAUGCCUCCAUGUAGUAUUAUUUUUAUUAUAUAAUUAUACAGAAAGACAAAAUGUUUGCAAUGUUUUAUAUUUAUUAAUUUAUAACAAUCUCAGUUUAUUUAUGUAAUUUAUAAUAUUUUCAGAAGAUUUCUUUCAAAUAGGAUUUCAAUCAGUUGUCCUUAAAUAACUGUAAAUAUUUAAAUAAUUUUUGCAUUUGUUUGCAUUUGUUCCUUGGUAUUGUUAUAAUAAUUUCAAGACAUUCGUUAUAUCAUUACUUUUUUAUUUCUAGAAUUAAUGAACUCGUUAUAUUCUUCCUCAAUGUUCAUAUUCUUUUUAGUAUAUGUAUAUAACUUAUGUAAUUAAUUUAUAUUAUAAAUGAUACAUCACCAGCCAAAGAAAAAACAAUAAGAAAAUCUUACUUUGUAAAGCUCAAUAUAUGAUUUGCUUAUUUCUUGUGAUUUAGUGUGUUCAUCUUCAUGUAUAGAAAACUAAGAAUUUUUAUGAUGGAUUAUAUUUUUUUAUAUUACAAUUAAAAAUGGCUUUCAGAAAUGUUUCUUCAUGUAAUAGUAUACAGGGUGUGUCCACUUCAAGUGUUCAUUGAGUAUAGCUACAUUAUUUUUUGUACAAGAUUAAAUUAUGAAAAUAAUUAUGUAACAUAAUAAAAUCAAAUAGUGAACUGAGAGGCUUUUUUUUAAGGCCUUAUUCAGUAGAUAUAAAAAUUACUUGUUUUAAGUAAAUAAUUAAAUUUUACGUUUUCCGUUUCUAAAAUAAUGAUUUACAUGUUUUUGUAAUUAACAUAAUUUCAUUAGAAACACAAUUUCAUUAACAUAAUUUCAUUAGAAAAAAAUACAAAAAAGAAAGGAGAAAGAGAAAAUCUUCAAUAACCGUAAAGCAUUGUCUAAUGCAACAUUUUUUUUUUACAUAUUUCUAAAUAUUUAACACCCUUACGUCUUACAUUAAAGAGAUAUGAUUUGAAUUUCAAGUCAUCAUAUAUUUUAUUCUACGUUACUACUGAAAUCUAAUAUCAUUUUAAUAUCUUGUGUAUAUGCUAUAUAAAUUUUUAUGCCACUAUUGUGGAUGAAUGAAUGACACAAAAAAGAUACUUAAUACAUAAUAUUUUAAAGGCUGUCCGUUUCAUUUAUUAUCUAGUGAAUUUUUAUGUUAAUGACAUAUAUUUAUACAUAUAUAAAUAUGAAAAUAUAUAUAAAUACAGAUAAAAUUUUAUAUAAACACAGAUUGUAUAUUACAAUCUGUGUUUAUAAGUAAUGCUGUUUUUAAUAUAAAAUUGAAUACUGAUGGUUAGAGUGAAACUAGGUGUGAUCAGUAAGACAAUUAUUUAUAAUUGUACAUAUUUAUUGUAAUGAUUGCGUUUGCUGUAUGUAGUGUUCGUGAAUUAGUUUUUCUAAACUUUUGUACAGAAAUCGUGUACAUAGUGAUUAUAAAUAUUUGGGAAAUAAACUUUAUUUCGUAUGUACUUGUGAGUUUUGUUCGUUCACUUUUAUAGCAGCCUUCAUGUCUCUGAUAAGGAUUCCAUUGCAUUUUAACCGUUGUUAAUUAAAUAGGCGUAAUAAAUAAAUAAAUCGUAUGACAUAAAUAAGUCGCAGCUAGACCCAGACAAAUUCUUUAUUCAUUUUUACCCAAAAUCUUACAAUGUUUUCACAACUCGAAGUCGCUAGUGAUAGUGUAACAAUGUUACACAUAUAUCUAUCUCAGAUAUCUCUGAGUACCUGAAUAUUAACUCGUGGAUUUGAGAGAUUACCAUGGCGAUACAUCAAAUCAAAAGCCUUUUAUAAUUAAGUACUGAUGCUAAGACUGCCUCUCUUCUUAUUAAUUCUGUUCGAGUGGAGAAAUGCUUUCAAAUGCGAGAGUUUACAAAUUUCAAAAAUGUCAUUUAAUCUUGUUAAAUAGGCGCAGUUGUUUGGUGAGAGUGAUAUUGUACAGAGUGACAAAGAAACUUAGUUACAAUAAUACUAUAUUCUCAGUGUGCAAAUUUGUACGCAGUCCACUAGACGCAGCCAAUGUUGGGUAUUUACGCGCGUGACAUGAAUUAUUAUUUAAUGUGUACUUUAAAUGAACGAAUUAAUAAAGAGCAGUGGUUUCAUAUUAUUCAUCUAUUUACAUAGACUGUCUCAUCAGUAUUUUUUUAAUUUUUUUUAAUUGUCUUUUUAUUCUUGAGAAACACUAUGAAUUUAAAGUUGUAUUAAAAAUCUAGCACAAUUUAAAUGCUUAUCAAAUGCAAAAUACUAAAAUAAAAUUCCCUUUACAUUAACUAAAAAAUUUUUAUUUUGUUUCUUCUGUAGAAUGUUUCAAAAAGACACCUUUUUGGUGUAGAAUUUUAAUUGCGCAGCAUUUUUCACUUGUCACAUGUUUUUUGUAUCGUACUAUCAUUUGUUAAGCAAUUAUUAUUUCACAACUAUUAUUUA